Molecule: messenger RNA, 2837 nt
Organism: Labrus mixtus (cuckoo wrasse)
Lineage: Eukaryota; Metazoa; Chordata; Actinopteri; Labriformes; Labridae
Gene: mtmr7b
Product: myotubularin related protein 7b
Exons: 14
Coding region: 280-2268 (662 amino acids)
Biological process (GO): dephosphorylation
Molecular function (GO): phosphatase activity
Source: RefSeq, a predicted model, not a curated record
CAGCUGUUAUCGACGUCACUAUCUAACGGAGACAGGGACCGUCAAAGCUCGGGUACCGCUAUAUACACGGGAAGGGUAGGACCCCUUUUCAUCCAGAUAAACCGAGCCAGCCCAGGAUACAGAGGUACGUAAAUCAUGGGACAUUGUGCAGGACAGGUCGACGACAGCAGCCACAGAGGAAACAGCUCCAUUGCUCGGGUGGAACAGGGGAUUUAAUCGCUGACGGGUUACGGUUACAACCCUCCUCUUUCUCCAUCUCCUCCAUUUUGGUUGUCAGUGAUGGAGCACAUCCGGACGCCCAAGGUGGAAAAUGUGCGUCUCAUUGACCGGUCAUCGGGCCAGAGGAAGGCCAGCACUGGGACUCUCUACCUUUCUGCCACACACACCAUCUUUGUAGAGAACAACCCUGAGACACGCAAGGAGACAUGGGUGUUGCACAGCAUGGUGAGCAGUGUGGAGAGGCCGCCCACGAUCCCUGCAGGUAGUCAGCUGAUCCUGCGCUGUAAAAACUUCCGGGUCUACCAGAUCCUGAUUCCACAGGAGAGAGACUGCAUGGACGUCUACUCCUCAUUGGUCAGAUUGUCUCGACCAGAGAAGUACAGCGAGCUGUACUGUCUGUCCUUUAAUCCCAAUGUGAACAAAGAGGAGAGAGAGGAGUCGUGGAACUUCAUAGACGUCAUGGCUGACUACAAGAGGAUGGGAGUUCCUAAUAACCUUUGGGUCCAUACAGCAGCUAACAGUGAAUACAGGGUGUGUGACACUUACCCAUCAGAGCUGUUUGUUCCAAAGUCAGCUACACCUGCCAUCCUCGUGGGCAGCUCGAGGUUCAGGAGUCGAGGACGAUUUCCUGCUCUGUCCUACUUCCACCAGGACACACUGGCAGCAGUGUGCCGCUGUAGUCAGCCGCUGUCAGGGUUCAGUGGACGCUGUCAAGAGGACGAGAUGAUGCUUCAGGCUGUGAUGAAGUCCAACCCUGGCAGUGAAUUCAUUUAUGUGGUGGACACAAGGCCCAAGCUGAAUGCCAUGGCAAACCGAGCUGCAGGUAAAGGCUACGAGAACGAGGACCACUACACCAACAUCAAGCUGCAGUUCAUCGGCAUCGAAAACAUUCACGUGAUGAGGAGCAGCCAGCAGAAAAUCAUUGAUGUGGGUGAGAUGAAAGCUCCAUCGAUGACUGACUUCCUGUGGGGUCUGGAGAACUCUGGCUGGCUGAAACACAUAAAAGCUGUACUCGAAGCUGGGGUCUUCAUAGCCAGGGCAGUUGCUGAUGAAGGGGUCAGCGUGCUGGUUCACUGUUCAGACGGCUGGGACAGGACGGCUCAGGCCUGCUCCGUAGCCAGUGUACUGUUAGACCCGUUCUACAGAACCAUCAAAGGACUCAUGGUGCUAAUAGAGAGAGACUGGGUUUCCUUUGGUCACAAAUUCUCCCACAGGUAUUCCCACCUGGACGGAGAUCCCAAAGAGGUGUCCCCGGUCAUCGAUCAGUUCCUGGAGUGUGUGUGGCAGCUGUCCGAGCAGUUCCCGUGUGCCUUUGAGUUCAACGAGCGCUUCCUCACCGCCAUACACACACACGUCUACUCUUGUCAGUACGGGACCUUCCUCGGAAAUUGCCAGAAGGAACGCAGAGACCUCAGGCUUCAUGAACGGAGUCACUCUGUGUGGCCUCAGCUGUGGAAGGACCGGGCCGAGUACAUCAACCCUCUUUACAAGGCCGAGCUGAGCCAGAGUCAGGGUGUCCUGAGGCCCAAUACCACCCCCUACUGCUUCAAGAUGUGGAAGGGACUUUAUAACCACGUGGAGAAAUCUACGCCUCCUCGUCAGACACCUUCAGACUACCUGACUGCAGUGAGGGAGGAAUCCCAGCAGCUGGAGGAGGAGCUGACCAAUCACCAGGAGAGGAUCGCAGCCCUGACGGGGAAGCCAAUCACGUGGGAGAAGAUCGAGGUUCCGAGGAGGAGGACUAGUCACCUGUGGCAGAAACACUGCGGGCCGGACCCGCCCACCAAUUACACACACCCGAUCACCAGCUGUGCACAGGACAACGACCAGGCCCUCUCUAAACCAUUCAAUCAGAACGCUCAGACCAAGGACCCCGCACUCACCCUGCCUCUCGGGUUGUACACACAUCUCAAAGGUCAGGACACCGAUGACCUCUCUGCCUGCAGUGACCUGGAGUCUGGGGUGGCCGACCUCAGCAGCCGCUCUUCCAGUGGCGGGUACGAAAGCAAGGACUCUGACCCAAAUGAGACCGCCUUCAUUUCUGCCUGACUGGAAUAAAAGGGGAACCCUGCUGUCUGGCUCUUACAGUUCCCCCCCAAGAAAUCUUUCUUCAUGCACCUGGAGGAGAGGCUGUGAGCAGGUAAAGAUGGCUGCUGACUGACUGACUGAGUCUGUUGGAGUUAUUCUUUUUUUUUUUAGUCUAAAGGGAACCCUUGCUGUUUGUUAUCAGUUCAGCUGUUUGAUGAAGGCACUAAAGGACGCUACUUGAGAAUGUUUUUUUUUUUUUUUUCCUUUUUUGUUUUUGCAGAAAGGUUGCUAUUUUUUAUACGUGUAUGCUGCUUUUAGGCACAAUUCCAUCAUUUGUACUCGGUGUAACAAAUGCACAGUUGCCACGCUGAGAAGGAUGAAUGUGACAUGAAAGCAGCCUGAUUAUGUGCAGGGAUAUUUUCUUGUCUUUAAGCAAGAGAGUGGUCUUUCAGUUUGAGAGCAUGAAAUGUUGUCAUGCUUUCCCUCAAAACCCUGCUCACACACUCAAACAGUCCUCUGGAUUUCUUCCAUUUUUAAAGGGUCGAUGCGCAAAAAAGUGCACAGAAGCAUUUCAUGUGCAAUUAAAAGGC